This is a messenger RNA of Hyla sarda, 1393 nucleotides long. RefSeq names its product coiled-coil domain containing 169 (gene CCDC169). The coding region runs from base 115 to 852 and encodes 245 amino acids. The transcript has 8 exons. Lineage: Eukaryota; Metazoa; Chordata; Amphibia; Anura; Hylidae. The record is from RefSeq and is a predicted model, not a curated record.
GCCCGGUGUACACCUGAACGGAGUCCAUCUCUCCCGCGCGCUUCACGCGGCAACGAAAGGGUCAACACUCGUCUCCAUCACCACGUGACGAGGGGGAGGGACCUCAGCACGGAAAUGAGGAAACGCGGGGAAGAUCACGUGACGGGGGUUGUCCUGUUGUCAUGGGAACGUAUCAACAACCUUCCCGAGAUGAUGGAGAGGCGAACGGAGAAUUACACCUCAUACCGGGCGGACCCGGAGACUGAGAGACGGAGCGAGGAGCUGAGGAUGGAGGCGAGGAAGAAGGAAAUGCUUCAAGCAUCAAUAUCGGAAAUGAAACACACAGUCACCGACCUGGAAAGAAAACUGAACAGUGUGGAAGAUGAAGGUAAUGAGUGGAAAACUAGAUAUGAGACACAAGUCGAGCUAAAUAAACAACUGGAAAGGCAAAUUCAUGCGCUGCAAGAAAAAUCUGAACACAUCCGGGGUAAUCCUACCGAUCGGCUAUCCUCCAUUCGAUCCUAUGACCAGAUGCCUGUGGGUGCCUUAAACCAAUAUCUUAAGCGUCUGGAAGAGGAAAACAUUUUAAUGGAAAAUCAACUCAAAGAUUUUGAACUCCGGAUAGAACAAGAAGCAAAGGCGUACUACAAAGUGAAUGAUGAAAGGAGAAUGUAUAUUUCUGAAAUCUCUCAGACCUCCGCCGCUCAAGACGCCGUCAGGAAACAGCCGAGCGAUCCGCCGCACGUCACAAGGGACAAGCAAGCACAUAAAGGUGUAUAUAAGGUUUUCUCCAAGCAAAAUGCAGCAAAUAAAAAGAAAGACACUGCCCGAAAGACAACAAAGCCGAGUAAUACUCCUAAGAUGAAACAUUAACUUGUCAACAGCCAUACAGUGUAAAGGUACAGCGCUCCCAUGCACCUACAUUUAUUACUGCUCCAUUUUCACAAUUCCCAACAUCUAGUUCUAAUACAAAUUCCCUGUUAGGUCAGUCAGGGUCACUACUGUAUUUCAGGAAUGUGAAAUGUCAGAAUAAUACUAAAGACAAUGAUUUAUUUCAGCUUUUAUUUCUUUCAUAACAUUCCCAGUGGCUCAGGGGUUUACAUACAAUACACAUGGUUAGUAUUUGGUAGCAUUACCUUUACCUUGUAUAACUUAAAGGGAUACUCCGGUGGAGAAAAAAAAAUUCAAAAUCAACUGGAGCCAAAAAGUUAAACAGAUUUGUAAAUUACUAUUUAAAAAUCUCAAUCCUUCCAGUACUUAUCAGCUGCUGUAUACUACAGUUCUUUUCUUUUUGAAUUUCCUUUCUGUCUGACCACAGUAGUAAAAUAAUUUUUUAUUUUAAUUUCAUUGUUACAUUUUUAAUAAAACAUUUUGCAUAAUAUUCAUCCGCCUUUGUCUUUUCAUAUCAUUGUGU